AUGGAUGCCAAUGGCCGAGCUUUCCUGCAGGCAGAUGCACUCUCCCGUGUCAAUGCCUUGGCAGCUCUCCUGUCUGCUAUCACAACAGAGCCAUGGAUAAUCCAUGUUCCGGAAACUCUGUUGCGCCUCACCUCGCCUCAAGCUCGCUUCGUGGUCAAGUAUGACCAGCUAUCGACCAAGGACAUCGACGUUUAUCUUGAUCGAUGUCCGUAUGGCACGUAUGGCACAAGCAGUGGCAGGCGUUGCUUGACCACAAGCGCCGCUGCACAACCGACGAACCCCGAAGGAGCAGUCAUCAAGGAGCCGGUCAUGCAGACACAUGGUGCGAACUAA
This is a messenger RNA of Fulvia fulva, 333 nucleotides long. RefSeq lists its product as uncharacterized. The coding region runs from base 1 to 333 and encodes 110 amino acids. The record is from RefSeq and is a predicted model, not a curated record. Lineage: Eukaryota; Fungi; Ascomycota; Dothideomycetes; Mycosphaerellales; Mycosphaerellaceae. The transcript has a single exon.